This is a messenger RNA of Drosophila hydei, 854 nucleotides long. Its product is annotated as chymotrypsin-1. The transcript has 2 exons. Gene Ontology annotation, biological process: proteolysis. Gene Ontology annotation, molecular function: serine-type endopeptidase activity. NCBI's taxonomy places the organism in Eukaryota, Metazoa, Arthropoda, Insecta, Diptera, Drosophilidae. The coding region runs from base 37 to 813 and encodes 258 amino acids. The record is from RefSeq and is a predicted model, not a curated record.
GCCAAUAAUUGGCGAUUUAGUUACCAUUCCGACGCCAUGAAAGACCAACGCGUAUUGCUUGCAUCACUCUGUUUGACCCUAGCCCUGGGUCUGGUUGUCGCCCUGCCGCAGGGCCGUUUGCUUGGCAGCGAGGAUGCCAAGGUGAACGAGUUUCCCUAUGUGGCAUCGCUGCGUCUCAAUAAGGUGCACGUAUGCCAGGCCACCAUCAUAUCCCAGACCCAAUUGCUGACCGCCGCCCACUGUGUGUCCGACGUAGGCGCCAAGCCCGUUUCGGUCGACCAGCUAACGCUUCGUGUCGGCAGCAUCAACACGCUAGCCGGAGGUGAGCUACUGGACGUCAGCGAAGUGGUCAUUCAUCCCUCGUAUGGCAACUUUAUGCACGAUCUGGCAAUACUGACGCUUAGCAAGCCGUUAACCUUCAGUGAAAAAGUUAACAAAAUUGCGCUGCCUGAGCCACUAGAUGAGAACGAAGUCGAAGAAGUGCCAGCCAAUGGCACGCCCGUCUAUGUGGCUGGUUGGGGCGAGCAGGCGGAUGGCGCCACCACCUACAAGCUUCAGAAGUCCAGCUUGAACACCUUAAGCAAGUCUCAAUGUGAGCUGCAAGCUGGCUAUGGAUACGAUUCCGUGCUGUGCCUGGCCAGGGCUGAAAAGGAGGGCGUCUGCCGCGGCGACGAAGGCGCCGCUAUCGUCGAUGACAACCAAGUGAUGCAAGGCUCAGUCAGUUUCUUCUGGGGCAACUGCGGCACCAAAUUCCCCGACAUAUCUACUCGCAUCGCCUACUAUCUUGACUGGAUUGCAGCCAACGAGAAGUAAACCUAACCUAACUUUUCGUCAAUUCAUUUUAUUUUUUUGAA